Molecule: messenger RNA, 668 nt
Organism: Colletotrichum acutatum
Lineage: Eukaryota; Fungi; Ascomycota; Sordariomycetes; Glomerellales; Glomerellaceae
Exons: 3
Coding region: 50-604 (184 amino acids)
Source: RefSeq, a predicted model, not a curated record
AGGAAUACUAGCGCACUGGUAUUCUCACAUCUAAUUACUGGCAAUAUGAAUGGGUGUGGAAAAGCGCAUUAAGGGCAGUUCUAUGCCUCCAACUAACAAUGGAAGUAUAGGAUGUGAUAUUGCCAUUCUCGCAGCUGUAAAGACUAUGGAGCAACAAGAUGUUCGUCCUGCCAAUCCAUCCUUACCCUUGUUCAGCGAAACUAACGAUCAGGUUAAAGACCGCAACAGCGAGGUCAUCGAAGAGCUCAGUACAAACCUCGACGAUAUUUCCAACGCGCAACCGAACCCUUACAACCCAUCCAUCAUGGCAGGAACCGCCGAUGAGAAGGAUCCGCAGCAGCCAAACCAAACGGAGCCCUUGGCGAGCACCCGAAAGGGAAAGGUCAACUCCAAGCCAGGCCCGCUGAGUGAGGCAGAGCGAACCGCAGCACGCCUGGAGAUCGCCAGAGUCCUGGAGGGCGUCCCCAUCGAAGAGACAACAUUCAUACUGGUUAAUUGGGUGCUUGAGCUUUUCAUGGACAUGGGCAUUGACCUGUCGGUCGGUUUCAAAGAGUUCAUCGCCGAGAAGUUAACCGACAACAAUCAGUUAUUUGCCGACCAGUAAUGACCGACCAUUGGCACAAUUGGUCUGAUAGGUCUCCGAUACUUUCGGAUGACGGACAGAGGCC